Molecule: messenger RNA, 2414 nt
Organism: Verruconis gallopava
Lineage: Eukaryota; Fungi; Ascomycota; Dothideomycetes; Venturiales; Sympoventuriaceae
Exons: 6
Coding region: 69-2078 (669 amino acids)
Biological process (GO): DNA replication initiation; DNA replication
Cellular component (GO): DNA replication preinitiation complex; nuclear pre-replicative complex; nuclear origin of replication recognition complex
Molecular function (GO): DNA replication origin binding
Source: RefSeq, a predicted model, not a curated record
GUCCGCCAACGCGGCGUUUGCUACUCGUGUAAGACUCAGCACAGGAAUCACCAGAGCUCUUGAUCGGCAUGGAUCACGAAAAGUGCUACGUGUUCUCACACGAGAGACCGGCGAAGCGCAGGCGUGUUGACAUCGGAAAUGAAGGCUCUGGGUUGGAUGCCUCGCUCCCAAUGCGGCGGCGAUUAUACCACGAGCUCUGGCAGGACCAGCAGCGACGCAUCGAGGAAGUCAUCAAGGCAGCGAAUGAGGCCAUCCUAGAUGAAAUAUCGUCGUUUGUGGCCGACUCUCGCAGCGACGGCGAUGAUCUCGGCACCCUCCGAGCUGGCUUUAUCUUGGCCGGCCCAAGCAUCGCAGCGCACUCCUUCAUCUUCGGUCAGAUUCAGGAAAGGACUCUUGAUCAGCACACCAGCGUCUUCAUUCCUAUUGCGUCGCACGACAGCGCGAACCUUAAAACCGUGUUGAAGGCAAUCGUCAAGAUUGGCACGGCACGCAACAGUGUCGACGACGAUGAUCUCGAGCUCUUGCCGCAAAAGCGGUCUGAACGGAAGCUACUCGACUACGAUCUUCAACUCCUACACGAGCGGGUAGAAGAAAAUGGCGUUCGUCACGUCGUUGUUGCAUUUCGUGAUUGUGAAGCGUUCGACAGCGGCGUGCUGUCGGAGGCCAUCGAGCUCCUCGCUCUUUGGUCGAAUCGAAUUCCUUUCGUUCUGCUGUUUGGCAUCGCGACAUCUGUGGACAAUCUGCAAGAGCGGCUUUCGCAGAACGCCACAAGAUGUCUAGUUGGUCAGCAGUUUGAUGCAGUUCAACCAGAACAGAUAGUAGAAGAUGUCUUCGCCACGACUACAGUCACAGGAUCGCAUAGAUUGUGGCUCGGUGCGCAAAUUGGAAACAUGCUAUUACAACGGCAUCAUGAGAACCUAUUGAGCACCCAAGACUUGGUUGACUCAUUGCAAUAUGCAUACAUGUCUCACUUUUACGCGAAUCCGCUGAGUGUGUUCCUUUCAAGAGACUUGAGUCUAGAUGACAUCUCAAAGGAGCACAUAGAGGCUGUACGCAACACAACAUCAUUCCGCAAAUUCGCAGAAGCGUCUCUAACAAGUGUCGAAAGCGCCCGGAGCCUUCAGAGGAUGCUCGAGUCUGAUGAUGCUCUGUUGAAACGCCUAACAGAUGCCGUACAGGAGCUUGAGAGUGCGCUUACAUUCAUGGCCCAGACAGUGCAAACAGCGUGCGCAAUCAAUUCAGAGCUUUCAAAGACCAAACUCACCUCGUCGAGCUUGUAUCUAAAGGCAAUGUCUGGAAAGCUCCGUGAUGAUCACACUAUACGAGAGUUACUCCUAGCAGUGAAAAAGGCUCCAUCAAAUAUCUUAAUUAAGGCUUUGCGUGCCGCGCAAGCGGCAAUAUCUGCAAACUACGCUGCAAACAUUGAGAACCUACUUGGUCAACUCAACGCGCUUGCAAGUGAGGACGGUUCUGGGCAGCCUAUGCGAAGCGAGCAUGACAUUCGAAACGACACGUUGCGAACCACAGUUGUGGCUCAAAAGGUCCAACUCAGUCGCCACAAAGCAAGGUUGUCAGAAAAGGAUGAGGCUUACUCUAAAAUUGUUUCCCAGUUCCAUGAUCUCCUAACUCGUAUUUUUGAGGAGGUCAGAUACCCUUUCGACAUGUUGGGACAUGAAGCUGUCAUCUACGAUUUGCGCAUGCCUCACCGAGCUGCUCUUACCCCAAAGCCACGGUUUGCAAUUGAGAGAGCGUUAUCUUCGCCUCACGAUUAUUUAAAUUGCCGCUGCUGCGGUCCUGCUGAGAACGGAGGAAAGAACGGCGAGGAAGCAAUUCUUUCUGCAAGUCUCCCACCGACAGCGCUGCUGUAUCGUCUGUACUUAGAAUCCGGCGCUCUGAUUAAUGUAAGCGAUUUGUGGUCUGCGUAUGCUGCAAUCAUGGAAGGAGAAGGCGAGAGUGAUACGUCAAAGUUGAUGCCUCUGUUCCAGCGAGCGGUCGCGGAGCUGAAAUACCUUGGGUUUGUCAAGCCAACAAGGAAAAAGAUGGACCAUAUUACAAAAGUGGCGUGGAAGGGACUUUAACUUCUCCGUGCGAUGUAUGCAUUAAAACAAGUUACACAGUCUAUCAUGGUUGUCGGUUGCUAAAAUACGGGACAGAUUCAGCAUUGGGGUCCAUGACUCGGCAUAAUGAGUGGUCACAUGAGACCUAUCUUGAACGAUGAAUGGAUUAUAUACCGAAGCUAUGCAGAGGCGCACUUUUACUAUUCUGGCGAUUGCAAGGCUCCAUUAUGACCAGUUAUUUUAGUGGUGAUAAUGCUGCAUUGUUGGCCACUGAAUCAAGUCUUCGCCGGUGGCGGUGCGGUAUCGCAUAAUGUACCGCAUUUUUUGCACGUCCUUGCUUCUUUAUCUUCUUUGAAU